Molecule: messenger RNA, 1847 nt
Organism: Neltuma alba
Lineage: Eukaryota; Viridiplantae; Streptophyta; Magnoliopsida; Fabales; Fabaceae
Exons: 4
Coding region: 93-1415 (440 amino acids)
Source: RefSeq, a predicted model, not a curated record
CCUGUAUUGACAAGUUAAUGGUGCAGAUUUGUAUCUGGUGAUGCAACUGGUGGUGUUGAUAUAAUAGGGUUAACAUUGUUGCAUAUUUGAGCAUGGGUGCUGUUUGUUGUGUUGCUUCCAAAGAUACAGAUAAAACCAGACAAAGUGGAUCAGCUAAUGAAAUUUUACAUCGAAACAAUCGCUACUCUCCAACAUGGAGUUUUCGUUGGGACCAUCGAAGACGUGUGGCUGGUGAAGAUGCCUCUAUAAAUUGGCUUUCUGAUGGUGUUAGCCAGAAUGAUGGAUCAGAAGACAAAAAUGACUCAGCAUAUAAGUCAGAUGAUGGAUUGUCAUUGCAGACUUGUGAAGGUCAUAGAGGGCAAAAAUCACCAAUUUCAGAAGGAACUGCUGAACAUGCAAGGACUUUCACUUCGGGUAACUUUUAUCAACCUAAUUCAAGGAGUGUCUCCAUGGAUGGGAGUAUGGAGCAGGUGAAAGGGUCAGUAGAAUCACCUAUGGGAUCGAGCACAUCCCCCUCUAAACCACAAUUUUCAAUGCCUUCAACCUCCUUUCUUGCGUCUCCUCUUUCAUUCCAAAGUCACCUAUCUCCAGCAAGUCCAGCACUAUUAAGGCAACGCUGCCAUUCUCCUGGAAACCAAAUACUACGGCAAGUUUCUCCUGGUCAAAUCCCAGGAUUCAAGUCUCCAAGCAGCUUACCUGCUUCAGAAGAAAGGUCUGCGUUUCCUUCUUGGAGCAAUGAAUCACGUAGGUGCUCCCAAGGUGGUUCUUCUGAUGGCUGGUCUAUACCUGGCUUUUCUGAGCCAAUGGGUACUUCCCAUGGAGGAAGAUGGUCAUUUGACAGUGAGUCCUUUGGAUUUGAUGAUGAAAAGUUUGCUAGAACCAGUAGCCAGAUUUCAGCUUCGCUCACUGAUGUGCAUACAUGUUGUGUUUGCUCAAAGCUUUUAACUGAGAGGUCUUCCUGGAGCGCCCAAAAGAUAAUUGCAAGUAAUGAACUUUCCGUAGUUGCUGUUCUUGUCUGUGGACAUGUUUAUCAUGCUGAAUGCUUGGAGAGCUUGACGCCUGAAAUAAACAAGUACGAUCCAACUUGCCCAGUCUGCACCUGGGGUGAGAAACAAACUUUUAAGUUGUCUGAAAAAGCUCUGAAAGCUAGAAUGGAGUUUAAGGCUAGAAACAAGAGGUCCAUGAAUCGAGUUGUGGAUAGUGGCACUGAUGAUGAUUCAAUCGUGUUUGAUCACUUCAAGGGUGGUGGGAACCAACAUAAAGUUUCUCGGAUGCGCUUGAAUUCCAGUGGAAGAAACUCCUCUGGGAAACCCUUUCUGAGGCAUUUUUCAUUUGGUUCAAAGAGUCGCAAAGACUCGUCAGAUAAUCCCCUUACAAGAAAAAAGGGCUUCUUUUGGUCUAAAUCUAGCAAGUAAAACGAUGCCUCUUGGCUCUUCAGGAGCAGGCUACGGUGUUGAUCUUCUCCCCAACCCCAGACAAAAGAUUAUGAGGAGGGCUGGAUGUUAUUAAGUUUUGAUUUUGAGCUCCAAUCUGUGAUUACAACAGGAUCAGAGGCUGAAGUUACCUUCUAAAAGUUGAAAAGGUGCAGGAUUGGUUUAAUAUAGAAGGUUAUGGUGUUUUGAGACCAGGGUUCUUAUUUUGUACAGAUGGCCUAGUUUAUUGAAUGGAUAUUUAGUAUUCACACCCAAAUUAAAUUGGGAAUGCGCUGAUGAUAUAUAGAUGAUGCUUGCCGUUUGCCCUUGGCGAGCUUCUGGUGUGAGGCGAUGAUUUUUAGGCAAAAUAGCAAUUAUUUGUAUUGACAAGUUGCUCGCUUGUAAUGAACAGUUUUCAUUAACGCUUUGCCUGUA